AUGGUUGCACGGACUAUACAUGCUGAUGAUUUAUUGUGCUUUCUGUUUAAUUUCAGAGUAGAAGCUGAAAAUUUGAAAGUGUUGGAAAACAUAAAACAACUCUACUCAGUCAAAGAAUUAGUUAAUUCAAAAAAAUCAUUAAUUAGUCAUGUUGAAAGCCUGCUGGAAAGUGAAAAAUUGAAACUUGUUCCUCAUGGUAAUACAAAGGACGCCGAAAUACAGGAAAUAUUUCAAGUUAUCGAUUUAGUCUAUUUGAAUAAAUUAGAAUAUAAAUUACCUAUUUAUGCCGCAGUAAACUUAAAAAAAGUCCCAUGCUUUGCUUCAGGUUUAAAACAGAAUGACGAAAACAGCAAAGAUGAAAAAAUCCAACAACAGCUACAUGAAAUAAAAGAACAGUUAAAUACAGUCAGCUUAGGAAUAAAUAAACAGAAUAUGCUUUACUCGGCGGUGACAGCAAAAAAUGACAAUCCUACAUUGAAUGAGAUUCAAAGUCCUCGUUCUCUCCCAAGAAAUCCAGCUGUUCGGAUACAAAUACCCCCAACUGCACAACAACAUCAGCAACAUCCCUCCUCAUCAUUAGGACCUCUUACUCAUCAGCAGCAUCAGUCUCCAUCAGCAAUUCAACAAGAAAAUCUUUUUUCAAUUAUCUCGAAAAAGAAACGUCAAAUUAAAAACAUUAGAGGAACCAACAGCACUGGCAUGUGUCCCAAAUCAGCUGGGGCAAUUGUUAAAAAAAAAGUUUACUUUGUAAGUAAUCUUGCUGACACAGUCAAUAAUGAAACUUUGACAGAAUACUUGAAAACAAAUAAAUUUAAAGUAAUCAGUUGUUUUGAAGCAAAGUCUCAUCUGGGAAAAGGCUUCAGAAUAUGUAUUGACAUCAAUAAUUCAGAUAGCACUUUCACAGAUUCUGCUCUCUGGGAUGAGGACACAAUCAUUCGUGAGUGGGUCUUCAAACCAAAUAAUAAUAUUGACAAAAAGAAUAAAAAUGAAAUUAACAUUGAUGAUAAACACCUCAGUAACAACGACUCAAAUUAUUACACUGUUGAGGAAUUUUCUAAAAAUAUGUUAGAAUUACAAAAGCAUAUCGGCAGUGAUUUUAUCUCAAUAUUAUGUUUAAAUGCUCGUAGUCUGUUUCACAAAUUAUUGAAUCUGGAGAUCUUGUUGAAACAAUUUGAUUUUAUUUUCAAAAUUAUUGUAAUAUCUGAGAGUUGGUUAAACGAUGAAACUGCUGAUAUAAUUAAAUUAAAUAAUUACAAUUUCGUAUACAAGAAUAGAAGAAAUAGACGUGGAGGCGGUGUUGGAAUGUUUAUAAAAGAUGACGCAAAAUAUGUUGUAAAUGAAAGCAGCAUAUUCGAUGAUGACAACGUUGACAUACUUUGCGUGGAAUUUGAAUUGCAUCAAGCCUCACUACAUAACAUGAUAAUUGCCAUCUAUCGACCACCUAGUUAUAAAUAUGAGUCUUUUUUAGAAAAAAUUGAAUCGAUACUAAAUAGUCUAAAUCCACUUGAUAAAAUUUUCAUUGUCGGAGAUUUUAACAUUAAUCUAAUGGAUAAAACCUCCAAAGAUUUUCAAAAUAUACUUUUGUCGCAUUACUUCUUACCUUUGAUUGAUUUACCAACUAGGAUAACUAAUAACUCAAUUUCACUAAUAGAUAAUAUAUUUUUUAAGUUAAAUCAACAAUGUUAUAAUGGAAUAAUAAGAUCAGACUUUUCAUAUCAUUAUCCAAUUUAUACAGUUGUAGAAAAUACAGGAUUUGUCACUACAGAUACUCUGACUUUGAAAAGGAACAUAAAUAAGAGAAACAUUUCCCUAAUUAAGGAAGCUCUAUCUUCUGAAAAAUGGGAUUCAAUAACGGAUGAGAGUAACAUUGACACCUGUUGCAUGAAUUUUUAUAAUCAAUUAAAUAAAAUUCUUGAUAUUUACGCCCCAUUGCAACCGCUGAAACGGAAAAAUAAAAAGCCAUGGGUAAGUGAUGAAAUAAUUAAAUUAUCAAAGAAACAGAAUAAACUCUAUAAAAAAAACAAUUUCAACACCUACUACAGAGAAUGUAAAUAA
Molecule: messenger RNA, 2055 nt
Organism: Helobdella robusta
Lineage: Eukaryota; Metazoa; Annelida; Clitellata; Rhynchobdellida; Glossiphoniidae
Exons: 2
Coding region: 1-2055 (684 amino acids)
Molecular function (GO): catalytic activity
Source: RefSeq, a predicted model, not a curated record